GUGUCGGUGAAAUUGUGCGUGCUCACGCAACAAACGUCUCUGCGCAAUAGGUCAUUUAGCUGCGCCGGGCCAACGCGUCACUUUCCAACACCGUAUUUGGAUAGCCUACCGCCUUCCACAGACGCCUACCGUAAAUGUACCGUUAGCUGCCAAAUAUUCAGCGGAUAUAUCCACCGGAAGUAUAACCACCAUUUGUACAGCAGACCAGGCAAUAGUAAUGGGACACUAUGAAUGAAAAUGCAUACCGAGUUGAUCAUUCCCGAGAACGCUGCAUAAUGUGCAGCAUUCACUGAAUGAGCUGUUGUUGCAAUGGUGCUGGACUUGGGGGAUAAUUGCAUGGAGCAGACAGAAGGGGUGGGUGCCGUUAGCAACAGCACCGAUGGGAUAAAUCCAGAUGACCAGCUUGACAGAGCCAAACCUGUUAGAACCAGAGCUAGAACCAGCAGCAUCAGCCAGAAGGACCGUCUCUCCCACAAUGGACUGCAGCCUAAGGCUCGCUCCAGUGCAGGCAGCUCUGUGGAAGCAGUCCGUAAGGCUGGUGGGGGGGAGACUGUGGUGCGCCGAGGCACAGCGGAGGACACACAGGCAACAGGUAGGAGAGCUAGUGGGCGGAGGCCCCUUAGUCUGGAUAUCACCCCACAACGCCUGAGGACCAGCCAGUCCACGGACAGGAAGAUUCUGCAGCCGCCAUGGCGGAGUGGAGCACCCUCCCCACCUAUGCGCAGCCUUACAAGCCCUAGCCUGGGACCAGAAGGCUGGAUGCGCCGCAGUGAAAGCACUUGCACCAUGAACACCAGCGUGACCCCGAGGCCCAGCUUGGGACGCAUUCGUGCAGCCACCUCCCUGCCUCACAUUGCCAGGCUGGGCAGCCUCAAACCGAUGCCCUCACCCAUCUCACCCAGAGUCCCCUGCUUACUGAUUGCACUGCGACCGAUCAACCUGGAGCACGAGCGGCAGACUUUUUUUGAGUCAGGCUACCAGUAUGAGCCCCAGUUUAGGUAUGUUUCACCAGAGCCAGUGAGCGUCCUGGAGAAGUACAAGGAAGGUUCUGGUCAUUUCCUUUCCCAGGCUGUAGGCAUCAUGGAAUGUGUUCUGAGGAAGUUUGACACUUAUGAAAAUUUUGAAGAAGUCACAGGGGGAAGUGUUCUCCCUAAAAGCCGCGUGUGGGCAGCAGCACGAAAAUACUUGCAAAAGGAGGGCUGUGUGGGUGAGGUAGUGGUGUGCCUCUCUGAUGAGCUACUCUCCCAAGCAGUGAUGAUGGUGGAGAAGUGUCGGCCUACAUUGACCAUCAACCUGCAGGGAGCUCGUCAGCACUGGCUGGAAGGGAUGCUGAGGCAUGAGAUUGGUACUCACUACCUGCGAGGAGUGAACAACAAUCUCCAGCCUUGGAGUACUGCCGUGGGCAGGAAGCAGUUUGGCCUGAAGCCCGCCAACCCCACCGAGGAGGGCCUUGCCAGUUUACACAGCGUGUUGCUACGGAAACAGCCCUACCUGUGGCGUGCCGCUCUGCUCUACUACACGGUUUACCACGCUGCCAACAUGAGCUUCAGUCAGCUCUUCAGCCACAUAGCCCGCUUUGUCCAGAACCCCGCAGUGCGCUGGGAGUACUGCCUUCGUGCCAAGAGAGGCCAAACAGAUACCUCCGAACCAGGCUGCUUCAGUAAGGAUCAGGUAUAUCUUGAUGGAAUCCUCAGGAUUUUGCGACACAGAAGAAACAUUGACUUCAAGAUGUUGACCUCUCUUGGCAAGGUGUCUUAUGAGGAUAUAGAUAGGCUCCGACAUCUGGCAGUCCUCCGCAGGACCAGAAUUCCUCACUUUAUGCGGGAUGUGGAGCGGUACCUUCAGCACCUUGACUACAUUGUUGAAGUCAAUGAGCUGGAUGAUGCAGAGCUCCACAAUCUCGUACCUUAGGUCUUUUUCCAAGGCCUCAGAACCAUGGACUGUGGGUGAUGACAGGGGCCAAGGUUUUUACACAAAGGACCAGGACACCUGAAUAGGGGUCUGGAAAAUGCCUAUAUCUUCACUAUACACAUACUAUUAUCUCAUAAAAGUCAUUAGAAAUAGGCUUUGAACUUGGACUUUGAGGACCUACAUGGCAUAAUCAUAUACCGUAAUAAUGUCAUGUUUACGCACACCACUGUGAGAAAAAGUUUCUAAAACCUCAACAAUUACCUGUCCUAUACUAUACAUCAGACUGUUUGUGUAUUAUUGCAAUUUAGGUCAUGUAAGGAGAACAUCAUGUAAUGCUAAAGUCCAGAGGGCUCAGAAACUUUUUCUUGCAACGGUAACCGCAAACCCUCCUUUGGGUCGUAUCAUUAUCUUAUUGCAGAGCUAGUACUCCAUAGCAAUCCAUUUACUGUACUUCUGAGGGAACUAUGAUUAGCCUUACUUAAGACAAAUUCACAAUCUAUUGGGCAAAGUUUUUAUAAUUGUCCAUUUCUAAGUGGUUCCAUAUCUAAAUGGCACAUAAUGAUAAUGGAGUAAAUUUAAAGACAAGUGUAUAAUACACAAUCACAGUGUAAGAUAUUUCCUCUUCUAAUUAUUAAAUGAGAUUUUAAAUGAGAAAUGUUUGAGGCCCAUAUCUCCAAAGGAGUAAGAAUCAUGUCACUACAGUAUGUCACAUAUCAGCGGGUGGCCUUGUAUUGGGUCAGUGAACAUCUUGUUUUGUAUGACAGCAUGUUUACCUGGAGAAGUUAUGAUGUUUUAACUAAGGUUAGUAGUCAUUCAUCUGUCAGAUGGACCUUGAGCAUAUCUAAAGCAAGUUGGGUUAAAAAAAAAAAAAAAAAAAAAAAAAGUGACCGAGCACACCCUUUGCUCAAUACCUUUCUCAUGUCCUCCCAAAGGCACUGCAUUUACUGCGUCUCCUGAAAUGCCCAUCACGAUAUUGCUACUGCUUUGUCAACAUUUCAAGAUAUUCAUGUUCUACAUAUUUAUGCAAGUAUUUAUUUUAUAUUUAUUUCGUGUGUACUUUGAAAACGAAUGUUAAUGGUAUUAGCUUUAUAUCUCCAUUUUGAAGGAGUACAUUUUUUCAAGCCUUAGUAUUACGAGUAGCACGAAAGGGCACCAAGGAUGACUCACAGCUAAAAUUAAAUCUUUUGCCAGAAAAAUGUGGCAGAUGUUAUUAAGAUUGUCUCAAACACCAACAAGUGCCACCGACUUGUGUCUCCUCUUGAUAUUUACAGUAUACUGUAGCAGCAGCUGUACACGGCAGCCUUUUUAUAUAGUACAUUGAGUACAGUAUUCUGACCUCUUCCAAGGCAUUAGAUUUUACUUGAUUCAGACUGUGCCGUGCACACAUAUCUAGUAUACUGAAAGAUAAUCGAACAAAAGGUGGGACAGUUUACUCGAGAGCAACCUUGGUGGACUUUAACAUGGGCAUAUAUGUAGGUUGACUGACUCAUCCAAGCAGACCUGUUACUGCUGCAGAUAGGUGCAGAACAGCUAAAAGCAAGCGCUCUCCAUAGCUCCCUCAUGGCUGUUUGUUUGUUUAUUUUAGCUUAUUUGUUUUGUAGUAGCUGUUUGUAAACUUAAACGUACUGGGCUCAGGGGUAGUGGGCGAAAUAUCAUGUCAUGUGCCUUAGGAAGGCGCAGGGCUUAUGUGUAGUGGCUACAUUUGUAUUAGUGCUCACAGACUUGUAAUCACACUUCUCUGUACGGUCAUGUUAUAAACUGCACGAAUGUUGCACAUUUUGUGUUUGAUGUGAUAAGCUGGAAUUUCCAGUGUAUUUAUUAAAUGACUAUACCCAAUUUG
Clupea harengus (Atlantic herring) is the source of this 3751-nucleotide messenger RNA. RefSeq names its product kiaa0895l. Lineage: Eukaryota; Metazoa; Chordata; Actinopteri; Clupeiformes; Clupeidae. The record is from RefSeq and is a predicted model, not a curated record.